AUGACUGUCACCAAGAAUAAUACCAAUGGGGCAAAUACUCAAGGAGCUUCAAUUUCAAAACCUAAAACACCAAAUAAUGAUGAUCCAUUGAACGAUCCUGUACGUCAAAAAUUACUUGAAGAUACUGCCAAAAAAAUUACCGAAAUUCUCAGGGGGCAUACACUACCAACUGUUUAUGAUCCAUACAAGGGACAUCCAGAUCCAGAAUGGCAAAGAUGGAAAGAUGCUUUCCUUCCAGACUAUAAAUUACACAAGAAAUAUCUUUUUUCCAUUUAUAUAGAAGGUGAAAAAACAAUUAGAAAUGUUAUUGAGAAUGGUUUGAUUUUCCCUGAUUUACCAAAAUUAGAAAAAUUAUCUACAAUUUAUUAUACUAUUAUAAAAGGUAUUUCAUUAAUUGAUGAAGAUAUCCAAGAUAAGUUUAUACAAUCUGAAGCAGAUGGUAAAAUUCAAAUUAUUAAAGAUUAUAAAUGUUCAAUGUGUUUUAAAAGUUUAUUUGAAGCUGAAAAGUUAGUAGAUUAUAAAGAUGAAUAUUCGUUGAAUAUUAAAGAACCAAAUCAUAAAUGUGAUAUUAAUGAUAUUAUGAAUACAUUCCCAAAUGAUCAAGUUAAAAUUUUAAAAGAUUAUAAAACCAAAGAACCAGAUUUUGAUGAUUAUGAUAAUCCUUAUAUUGAUGGUUAUGAUUGUGAUGAUGAUAAUGAGUAUAUGAAAUUCAAUGGACUUUGCUUAACUGAUACAUUCACUAAAACAGAAUUAUGGAAUAUUUAUAAACAAUUAGAUUCAAAUGUUGAAUUUUUCAAAAAAUUCUUGAUAUUAACUAAAAGACGUGAAGCAUUAACAGACCAUUGUAUCAAGACAUUAAUUAAACCAAUGGGAUCAAUUUUCAGAAUUCAUGUAAUGUUUGAUGUUAGUCAUUCAAAUCAAAAAAGUAAAAUAGAAGGUAUAGCUGCGGAGUUUUCUAUAUUUAUUCUUCAAAGUUGUGGAAUGAUUGUACAUGAUGAUUUGAAAAUUUUAUCUUCAAAAUUGGGAUUCAAAAGAAUAAUAUUCAGACCAAAAUUUUUGUACAAAUCAUAUGCUGACCGUGUUUUAAAAUUAUUUAAAAAGGACAAAUCUGCUCUAGAGAAAGAGCUCAAAGCUAGUGGACUUCAUUUACGUAAAUCCCAAAGAACCAAUGAAAUAUUGGAAUGA
Molecule: messenger RNA, 1185 nt
Organism: Hansenula ciferrii
Lineage: Eukaryota; Fungi; Ascomycota; Saccharomycetes; Phaffomycetales; Wickerhamomycetaceae
Gene: CSN9
Product: Csn9p
Exons: 1
Coding region: 1-1185 (394 amino acids)
Source: RefSeq, a predicted model, not a curated record